Geodia barretti is the source of this 1218-nucleotide messenger RNA. NCBI's taxonomy places the organism in Eukaryota, Metazoa, Porifera, Demospongiae, Tetractinellida, Geodiidae. The record is from the annotation of a GenBank genome assembly.
AUGGAAUUCACCGAACUGCAAGUAUUGUCCUUCCUGAUUUCAGCCGCUUUGGUGUUCCUUAUGGUGCCCGGCCUGGCGCUGUUCUACGGCGGCCUGGUUCGCCACAAGAACGUGAUCGGGACGAUGAUGCACUCCGUCACAGCCAUCGGAGUGGUCAGCGUGCUCUGGGUCCUUUGGGGAUACAGCCUGGCCUUCAGCGACAGCGUUGGCGGCCUGGGUUUCGUCGGCGACCUCGCCAAGUUCGGCAUGAUUGGUGUCGAGCCGGAUGAACAGGCAUUCAUGAUCUUCCAGGGCAUGUUCGCCAUCAUCACCGUGGCCCUUAUCGCCGGCGGCUUUGCCGAGCGGUUCAAGUUCAAGUCAUACAUCAUCUUCGCCGCCCUUUGGGUGACUAUUGUGUACGCCCCGCUGUGCCACUGGGUCUGGGGCGGCGGCUGGCUCGGCAAUCUGGGCAGCAUCCUGGGAAUGAGUGAAGCCGGUUUUGCCCUUGACUUCGCCGGCGGCACCGUGGUGCACAUCGCCUCGGGUACGGCCGCCCUGGCCGCCGCGCUCAUCGUCGGACGCCGCACCGGGUUCGGCACGGUGAACCUCACGCCCGGCAACGUCCCGCUGGUACUGCUCGGCGCGGGCCUGCUGUGGUUCGGCUGGUUCGGCUUCAACGCGGGCAGCAGCUUCGACCUCAGCACCGCAAGCGCCGCCAACGCCUUUGUUGUGACCAACGUUGCGGCGGCCACCGCCAUGUCCUCGUGGUCCAUCAUCUCCUGGUUCAUCACCAAGCGUCCGUCGGCCAGCGGAGCUGCGGCCGGCGCGGUGGCCGGUCUCGUCGCCAUCACCCCGGCCGCCGGCUUUGUCGGCGUCAUGCCGGCGAUCAUCAUCGGCGCCGGCGCUGGCGGGGCCUGCUUCAUCGCGGUUGAGCUGAUGCACAAGUUCCGCGUCGACGACUCGCUGGACGUGUUCGGCAUCCACGGGAUCGGCGGGAUGUGGGGCGCGCUGGCCACCGGAAUUUUCGUCGGCAUCGGGUUCGGCGCGCUGGAAGCGGACGUAUCACGGCUUGAGCAAAUUUUCUACCAGAUUAUCGGCAUCGGCGCCGCCUUCGGCUGGUCCUUCGUGGUCUCCGCGAUCAUCCUGCUGGCCCUGAAGUACACCAUCGGCCUGCGUAUCACCGACCAGGAAGAGGAGACCGGCAUUGACCUGACGCAGCACGGGGAGGGAAUGAACUAG